Molecule: messenger RNA, 3446 nt
Organism: Dermacentor silvarum
Lineage: Eukaryota; Metazoa; Arthropoda; Arachnida; Ixodida; Ixodidae
Product: neprilysin
Exons: 7
Coding region: 122-3406 (1094 amino acids)
Biological process (GO): protein processing
Cellular component (GO): plasma membrane
Molecular function (GO): metalloendopeptidase activity
Source: RefSeq, a predicted model, not a curated record
UGUGCUCGCCUUGCGACCAUGCAAGCGCCGCCGUGAGUGCCACCUUCUUUAUCACCCAAAAAGGCGCCCGGAGCAGUGCCGCGGGCUCGUCUCGGCCCCGUGGCGAGCCUAGCUCGCUCCGAUGCUCAGGUGGGUCCGAAAUGACUACAGCCGGCACAAUCCCGCGCCGCCUGCCGAGGUCACGACGAGCUCCGAGGCAAGCCACUCGAGCCGUACGCCCUCCACGCCACCGCCGCAGCAGCAGCAACGCCGCGAACGACACCGGCGCGUCUCGCGACGCUCGUCGACCACCGAAGAAGGCGUGUCGCGCGACGACUCCUCCAACUUGGUGACGAAGGCGCACAAGCUCGAGUACAUCCGAAACAUCAUCGGCGGUGGCGAAGGAAGGACGCCCUUUUGGCCGUACGCCAGCGGCGCCGGCUAUGCCUAUGGGACGCCAACUCAGUACGGAUCCGGCGGCGCUGCCCAGAGCGUCGUCACGGGCGAGUUCUCGGCGCAAACGUCUUCGGACGCCGGUACGACACCCCGCUAUGCGGACGAGGAAGAUGUCAGCCGCAACACUACUGCUGCCGACUGGGAAGACAGUGAAAUGGCGGCGCAGAAGAGUGACAGCGUCGCCGACACCAUCGUGGGCAGCUAUCCGGAGUCCGGUUUCGACAGCGUCGGGGGAAGCGAACUGGAGAGCGACCCCGGCAGUCACUACGGCGGCGACUCCGCGAAGGGGAAGUCGUCGACGUCCGGUCGAAGGCAUUCCUUCGCCGCUGUGUUUCUCUUCGUCGGCAGCACGUUCGCAGUUGCGGUGGCGUUUGGACUGGCCGCUUUCUUCUACUCGUCCUCGGAGUUGUCGCACAGGUCUUCCACUGAAGGAAGAGACAUCGGCUCGUACGAAGGUGGCGAAGAGCCUGUCGUGUUCCACGCGGCCGGGAACGUCCCGGCGAGGAAAAAGAAAACCACACCUGCUGACGAGGCCGCCGCUGCUGCAGCCCAGCGUCCGUCCAACGUGUUCCUAAAGAACGCACACAGUGGAGGCGCUGGCUUGGAAGAGCACAUGGCUCCGCCCGUGUUCGGCGACGAGGAGACGAGCAAGCCGUCGACAGAGAAGCCGCGACGCCGUAAGAAGAUCGCCGUAUGGGAGGGCAAGAGAAUCUACAAUUCCGGUGGGAACGGUCAGAAUGCGAGCACAGCGAAUCCAGUGGCCACAGCUCCACGCGAAACACAAGCGCGUAACGUUGUCCCUUCGAGCACGAAGGGGAUCCCGGCUCAGGCGACUGCAAGCCGCAGUGGCAACGAAGAUUCCAAGGCGGUGAGCACCAGGAAGGUUGCGCGUAGGACCGCUCGGCGUGCUAUCGUGACGACAGCGAAGCGUCGCACUCGCGCCGUUGUGACGUUGGGAGGCCCGAACAGGCGCUUUUGCGAGACCAAGGUGUGUGAGAGAGAAUCGGUGUACCUCACCAGCUACCUGGAUUGGAGUGUGUCACCGUGCGACGAUUUCUACAGCUUCGUCUGCAACCACUGGAAGAACCUGCACCCCGAGGUGGGCUCGUCGGUCGACUCGCUGCUCGUUCAGAAGGUCGAAGAGGACAUCUACAACGCGAUGACAUCGCAGAACAGGGCAAACAACAGGCUCAUCAAGGUUCAGUCCCUCAUCAGUGCAUGCGUGCACAAGCCUUUCACCGAGAGCCACAAAACCGCUCUCGUGGACUUCAUGGGCGAUCUGGGUCUGCGUGGGUGGCCUUUCCAGCGCGACACCAAGACGCUCAUCGACGUAUGGAAAAGCACCAGUCUCCUUCUCCGCAACCUCGGCCUCGCUGUUCUUGUUUCGGUUAAGGUGGAGCCUGACCCGGAGAACGACGAGCGGUACAUUAUCGCGCUUGGCGACCCGGACGUGCUCAUCGGCCAGUACGGAAGCCAGGAGAGCGCGCUGCCCGAGUGGUACGCCAUGGCCGUUACCAGUUGCUUCAAGGUGUUCACCAGCGGCAAAUACGUGGACAUCGCGCGCCGGGUGCGCGAGUUCUCCGCUCGACUGGCAGAAGCCACUACUGACCGUGGAAGCGAGGCGUUUGCCGCAAACCGCUUCAAGCUGGUGCAGCUAAAGCACCACGCAAACCUCAUCCAGCUGCUCACCUUCCUGUUCAGCAACAUCACCGUCGUUCACAGUCGCAUGAAGGUUCUGGUGAAGACGGAGAAUUACUUCCGUGACCUCCGCAACGUGCUGCACGUGACCAAGGGUGUGGACGUACUCAACUACUUGGGCUUCCGCGCGCUGCUGCACAUCUCACCGCUGCUACCGGACCAGGCCCUGGAGAUGGCCUCGCUGCAGAUGAAGCAGCUGACGGGCCUCCGCCGAAUCAACUGGCCCCGGUGGCGCCGCUGCAUCCGCAUGUUCGAGCGGGUCACGCCCGCGGUCUUCUUGCACGCGUACGCCGACGUGCGCCAGAACGUACCGAACAAGGACAAGGUCUGGAGUCUGCUGAACGACAUCCAGGCGAGCUUCGUGCUCGCCAUCAACAGUGCACCCUGGAUGAGCAUCGACGACAAGCUCAUGCUGCGGGAUCGCCUGUCACGCAUCAAGAUCGAGGUGUUCCACAAAUUCGUGGCCAAACGCGGACACAAGCACUCGCCGGCCGAGUUUGUCCCGGACGUGCAGCCUGGAAACGUAAUCACUGUCUACAGGACUCUGGCUAGGCAGCUGAUGGAGCGACGCCUUACAAGGAUCAAGCUGCACCGCGAUCCAAAAGUAACCAGGUGGAAGGGCUCGGUCUUCGACACGGUGCCCAAGUUCGACAGGGACUCCGAGAGCAUCUUUGUGCCUAUGGCCAUGUUUGAUCCCGCAUAUAUGAACGACCCGGAGUCUAUGCUUCUUCAGAUUCCGAGAGUGGCCACCAAGGUGAUCGGCGCACUGUUCGCCGGCAUCCACCACGGAAACUUCCCAGCCGGCAAAAUGCACUGGUCGGUGGACACCGAGCUUGGAUACCACGACGUGCAGAAGUGCCUGCAGCGACACUACGCGGCCGCCGACGCCAACGCAGCGUCCUCGCUAUCUGGUGGCGUCAGGUUGCGCACCGAAAAGACGACGCAGUUUGACGUGCUCGAGAGCCUGUCGCUACUACCGGCCUUCAAGUUGUUUCUCAAGCACGUCAACAAGGUGAACAUCGAAGACUACGGCCUGCUGACCGGCCUGAACACCACCGUGAAACAGCUCUUCUACAUACUCUACACCAAGGGGCUGUGCGAGACGACCGAUGCAAACAGACGCCGGGAGCAGGCGGAGGAGUCGGUGUUUCGGCCACCGUCGGACCGCGCCAACGGGCCCCUGAGGAACUCGUUCCGGUUCCCCACCUUCUGGGAGUGCGCCAGCGACUCGCCCAUGAACCCGAACCAGAAGUGCACCAUAUGGACCUCGUAGCCAUCCACUACAUUUGCCAACGCGCCAUUAAACGGUCAUA